Molecule: messenger RNA, 3279 nt
Organism: Erythranthe guttata (spotted monkey flower)
Lineage: Eukaryota; Viridiplantae; Streptophyta; Magnoliopsida; Lamiales; Phrymaceae
Source: RefSeq, a predicted model, not a curated record
AUGGGAGAAGUGCUUGGAGAUAGACGUCUCGCUCGAGAAUGCUAUGCAAGGGCCCUACGAGAACCCUCAAAGAAGCCUAAACCGCCCGGAAAGGGAGACGAUACCCAAAAAUCCGACAAACGGAAGUGGGUCAAUGCAAUCAUUGAGGACAAUAAAGAAAUCCUCAUCAGUGUACCAGAUGAUAGCAUCAAGCUAGCGGCUGUCGAAGAGCUUAAGUUCAUAGAGCUCACACCUGGAGAUGAUUCCAAACUCCUGCGCAUCGGAUCUGAUUUAGAUCCUGAGACGGAGCAGCAGCUAAUCAACUUCCUGCGACACAAUGGAGAUGUGUUCGCAUGGAAAGCCCAAGAUUUGUCGGGCAUUCCCCCUCAGGUAGCCCUACAUCGGCUUAACGUCGACAAGAGGAUGAAGCCAGUCAAACAGAGGAAACGAACGUUUGGACCCGAACGCAACAAGCAUAUCAAGGCAGAAGUGGCUAAACUUCUAGAGGCGGGUCAUAUACGACCAGUUCAAAUCGAUCAGCUCAUCGAUUCGACCUCGGGGUGCGAACUCCUCAGCUUCCUCGAUGCAUACCAAGGAUAUAACCAGAUCUUACUGGCUCCAGAAGAUCAAGAGAGGGCUAGUUUCAUCACUGACCAAGGCAUCUACUGCUAUCAAGUCAUGCCCUUCGGGUUAAAAAACGCAAGAGCCACCUACCAGCGUCUAGUGAACAAAAUGUUCGCAGAUCAGAUCAGUAAAAAUAUGGAGGUGUAUAUCGACGACAUGCUCGUCAAAAGUGUCAAGGUCUCGGACCACCUAACUGAUCUGGAUCAGUGUUUCGCCACCCUGCGAAAAUAUAAGAUGAAGCUCAACCCCCUCAAAUGUUCAUUCGGAGUUAGGGGAGGCAAAUUUUUGGGUUAUAUGAUUUCGCAGCGAGGAAUCGAAGCUAAUCCCGCUAAAAUCGAAGCAAUCACCUCCAUGGCUCCGCCAACAUCGAUCAAGAAAGUUCAACAACUCAACGGCUGUUUGGCAUCCCUGAAUAGAUUCAUUUCAAGAUCAGCGGACAAAGCUCUCCCAUUUUUCAAGAUUUUAAGGGGAGGAAAAAAGUUCGAGUGGGAUGAGGCAUGUCAAAAAGCCUUCACUGAGCUAAAGUCAUACCUCGCUUCACCACCCUUGCUCACAAAACCUCAGCCGGGAGACACACUCAUGCUGUACUUAGCUACCUCGGCUGAUGCCAUCAGCGCCGUCCUCAUCCGAGAUGGAGGAAAAGGUCACCAACCCAUAUACUACAUAAGUCGCGCUCUUCAAGGAGCCGAGCAACGCUAUACCAAUAUGGAGAAGCUCGCUCUCGCCCUCAUCAACGCUGCCCGAAAGCUUCGACCUUACUUCCAGUCACAUCAAGUAGUGGUUCUCACCAAUUAUCCACUGAAGCAAAUACUAAGGAGUCCCGAAACGUCCGGACGAUUAGCAAAAUGGGCUAUAGAGCUAAGUGAAUACGGAGUAGAAUUCAAACCCCGCCCAGCUAUCAAAGCGCAAAUACUGGCUGACUUUCUAGUCGAAAUGACCACAGUAGAAGAAAGCACCUCUCUACCUACUUGGUCCGUCAGCGUCGAUGGAUCUUCUACUACAACAGGAGGUGGAGCGGGCAUCGUACUAACAAACCCCGACGGAGACGAAUUCGAGUAUGCUCAACGCUUCGAAUUCACAGCCUCGAACAACGUCGCUGAGUACGAAGCACUGAUAGCAGGAAUCCGCCUCGCCCUGGCAGCCGGAGCGCGCAAGCUCCUAAUCCAAAGCGAUUCUCAGCUCGUCGUCAACCAAGUACUUGGAGCUUACGAGGCUAAAGAAGACACCAUGGCCAAAUACUUAGCUCUCGCGCACACUCUCUUAUCUAAAUUCGAGAGCUACGAGAUAAGACAAGUACCUCGCUCCAAUAAUAUCCAUGCUGACAAAUUAGCUAGGCUUGGAAGCUCCAUGGCUAGCAUCGGAAGUCGGAAGGUGACGCUCCUCACCUCACCUCAGCCAGAGAUAACUUCACCCACAGAAGUACAGUACACCGAGGAGGAUGAACCAUGCUGGUUCACUCCAAUCCUGAAGUAUCUCAAGAAGGGAGAACUUCCAGCGGAAUCCACCGAAGCACGAAAGUUAAAAACAAGAGCCGCUCGCUUCGUCAUAGUGGGAGAAGAAUUAUACAAGCGAGGGUUCUCAUUUCCUUACCUCAAGUGCCUCGACCCAACCACAGCGGAUUACGUACUUAGAGAAGUACACAAAGGCAUCUGCGGAAAUCACUUAAGCGGGAGAACUUUAGCUCUCAAACUACUGAGGCAAGGCUACUAUUGGCCAACGAUGCAUGAAGACGCGAAGAAGUUAGUCCGGAAGUGUAGGCCCUGCCAAGAGCAUGCAAAUAUCACUCACCUACCAGCGGCAUUAAUGCAACCAAUUGACAACCCCAUCCCUUUCGCCCAAUGGGGGAUGGACUUAGUUGGACCAUUUCCACCCGCCACAGGAGGACGUAAGUACCUCAUUGUAGCAGUGGACUACUUCACCAAAUGGGUGGAGGCGGAACCCUUAGCACGUAUCCGAGAAGAAGAAGUCAUCCAAUUCCUAUGGAAGAACAUCGUCUGUCGCUUUGGAAUCCCACGUUCCAUUAUCUCAGAUAAUGGAACCCAAUUUUGCGGUGACAAAGUGAAGAAUUGGUGCCUCGGCUUAGACAUCAAAAAAUUCUUCACAUCCGUAGCAAAUCCACAGGCUAAUGGCCAGACGGAGGUCACGAAUCGCACCAUACUCCAACACCUUAAGACAAGACUUGGAAGUGCCAAAGGGAAGUGGGUGGACGAAUUGCCUAACGCACUUUGGGCUUAUCGCACAACCCCACGAGCAGCAACCGGAGAGUCGCCCUUCAAUCUAGCUUUCGGAACAGAGGCUAUCGCCCCUGUCGAAAUAGGAGAACCAUCUUGGCGAAUCACUAACUAUGACCCAACAGCUAAUGAAGAGGCUAUGCGGGGAAGCCUAGACCUCGUAGAUGAGUUACGUGAGAUCGCAUACAUCCGACAACAGAUGUAUAAAUCACGCAUGGCCAAGGCAUAUAACUCAAAAGUCCGCCCUCGCUCCUUUCAAGUCGGAGAUUUAGUCCUCCGAAAAGCUGAAGCCUCUCACCCCAUCGGUAAGCUCGACCCAAAGUGGGAAGGACCGUAUAAAAUCACAAAGGUGGUCAACACGGGAGCAUAUCGCCUCGAGAACAUUGAUGGACGCCCUAUACCCAGAACAUGGAAUAUAGGGAACCUCAAGCGGUUCUACGCUUAA